AUGUCUUCAAAAGAUAAAGAUAAAAAGAAGAAAGCGAGUAAGUUGGAAAAAAAAGAGACAAAAGUAAUUAAUCCAUCUGAAUUAGAAUCAUCUUAAUUAAUAGCUAGAGUUACUAAUAGAUUAGGUGAUAAAGAAACUAAAAAUAUUGGUAAUACUUUAAUUAAAAAUAAGCCAAUAAUGAGGAUGAUCCUUAUACAAAAACUUUCACAUCAUUUAAUACUGAUGAUGGAGCUUAAAUAAAUAAUUUUUCUGGAAUUCAAAAUCAAUAUUAAUUAAGUUAUAAUAAUCUAAGAAGCUCAGAUUAAAAUACAAACCAAUUAAAAUCAGAAUCAAUUUAAGAGUAUCGUAAUCAAUUUAAUUAAAAUCCUUAUUAUUAAUAAUAAUAAAUAUCAACCUAAUAAAAUUAUGAUCAACAUUAUCAUUAGGAUUAUAAUAAAAUUUAUUAAGAAUAAAGAGAUUAUAGAUAUGAUCAAUUGAGGAAUUAAGUAAAUUUAAGCUUGUUGCCUAAGAGAUAAGAAAUUUUAUAAUAAAUUAAAAAGGUUAGUACUUUUAUAUGAUUAGAUAGAGAAUAGGAUAGGAGACAUCAAAUAUUAAACCUAAAAAAUUGAAAAUACUACUAGAGAAGAGUGCUAACUUAUAAUUGAUAGAUUAAAAUAUGCAGAAUAUUAAAUGCUUUAUAGUUUAUAUUAAGAUAAAUAGGAACUUAUAAGGUAUACAUUUAAUAAUAUAUAUUCAAAGUAAUAUUGAAUAAAUUGAUGAAAUAUCAUCUCGUAUUUUAUACAAUAGUGAAUAAAUACUUUAAACAAAUUAUUUGUAUAAUAUAGAGAGAUUAGCUUCUAUAAGAAUUAAAAAUUAAAUUGAUAUUUAUUCUAAUGAUUUGCCUUAAGAAAUCUUUUAAUUAAAAUAAUUAUAAUUAUAGAAUAAAAAUUUAUAAAAACUGAUGGAUUUUAAGAAUGAAGUUAUAUGGAAAUUAAUAAGUGAUUCUAAAAUAGAUUAAUUAAAAAUUAAAAAAGAUUUAGAGAGAGAAGAUAAUAAUGAGAUUUAGAAAUGUUAUAAUUUAGUGAAUUAAUAAUAAUAAGAAUUAAGUAAAUAUAAACUUUAAUGUAUAUUUUGUGGAAUUAAUUUUGAUUAUCAAUAAAUUAAUACAAAUUGUGAUUAAAAUUUUUAAGAUGCAAGUUUAUUUAUUAUAUUAAAUAGAACUUUAAUUUGAAUGUUAAGAGACUCCUUAAAAAGAAUUUAUCGGUACUUAGAGACAUUUUUUUAGCAAAAAUUAGAAUCUUUAGCAAUUAUGA
Paramecium sonneborni is the source of this 1292-nucleotide messenger RNA. NCBI's taxonomy places the organism in Eukaryota, Ciliophora, Oligohymenophorea, Peniculida, Parameciidae. The record is from the annotation of a GenBank genome assembly.